Messenger RNA from Tetranychus urticae (two-spotted spider mite), 3830 nucleotides. Lineage: Eukaryota; Metazoa; Arthropoda; Arachnida; Trombidiformes; Tetranychidae. The record is from RefSeq and is a predicted model, not a curated record.
CAGGUUCACUAGUCGAGUCUCUGCCAGAGACUCUGGUUUGAUCACAUGUCAUAAAUUUAUGGUGAUUUGAGUUGCUUUCUGACUGUUUAUUGAUCAUUUAUUUUAUUGAUUAUUACAUUUUAUGGUGAUUUUGUUUCCACAUCAAGUUCUUCUUGUGUUUAGUUUGUUCAGUAAACACUAUGGCUGGACAGUUCGAAUUUAUUAAAGACCAUUGGAUAGUUAUUGAAGCUGUCGAAGGAAAUGAUGGUGAUGGGGAGCCGGAAAAAGAAUCAAGCUCGAAAAAGAAGGAUAAAGUCUCAAGGAAGCGUCGCAAAUCCUCGGAUGACAGUGAUGUGGAAAGAAUCAAGAAGAAGAAAAGAAAGAAGAAAUCUAGCAAGAAACGUUCCAAACGCAAAAGAAAUUCAUCUUCUAGUGACUCAGACUCAAGUGAUUCAAGUGGACGCCGUAAAAAGAAGAAAAAGAAAUCAAGCAAAAAGUCCAAACUAAAAAAACACAAAGUGAAAAAAGAUAAGACCAGAGAAAAGGAUAAAGAGAAAGAGAAAGGCAAAGAGAAAGAAAAAGAAAAAGAAAAGGAGAAAGAAAAAGAAAAGGAAAGAGAGAAAGAAAAAGAAAGAGAGAAAGAGAAAGAAAAGGAUAAAGAGAAAGAGAAAAUUAAAGAAAAGGAAAGAGAGAAAGAAAAAGAGAAAGCAAAAGAAAAAAGUAAAGAGAAGGUGAAAGAGAAGGAAAAAGAGAAGGAAAAAGACACGGAGAAGGAAAAGGAGAAAGACAAGGAAAAGGGAAAGGAAAAGAGCGAAAAAUCUAAAAGAAAACGCGAUUCUUCACCUGCGUCGAAAGCUUCAACGUCUCACAAAAAAGAAUCUACCAGCAAUGAUUCCAUAAAUCCAUCUUCAUUAGUCAAAUAUACUUCAACUAAACCUUCUAUUCAAUUUAGUGUAAAUGCUAGAAACAUCCCUGACUUAGCAUCAUUUUCUUACGAUUCUUUGAAAACUGGUAAACCAUUCGUGAAGAAAUUCAUCCCUUUAAAGCCUGAAAAGAUAUUAGUUAAGCUUAACUCCGUCAAAGUGGAGAAAAAUGAAACUCCACAACCUGAUUUUGUUGAUCUAUCGCCCUCUGAAAAGCGCGUGCUUGAAAAAUUAAAGAAACAGCAACAAAAAGAACUCGAAAAGGAAGGAGUGAAAAAGUUGAAAAGUGAAUUGAAAACGGAUGCAAUCGCUACUUAUUACUCUUCUAAAAAGUGUCCAGCUGAGUCAAAUGAAACUCUGAAACCAGCAGUCAAAGAAGUCUCAACAGUCGCAGAACCUGCAGAAGUUACAGAAGCUGCAGAAACUAAAGAAGUGACAGAUCCUUUAACUAUAAAUCCAAGUGAAAUUAAAGAAAUAAAAACCGAACCUAGUGAAGAAGCUCCUGAAAAGCCUAAAGAAGAAAAGUGCACCACACCAGUGCAAGAAUCAAAGGACACGACAGGUGAAAAUAAUAGUGAAAAACCCAAGCAGUCUGAAGAAAGCUGCAAUAGAAAAAUGACUGCCAAGGAAUUGCUCGAUAAAGUUCGUGCUAAGAAAGGAAGUGAAGUGUCUAAUCAAAGUAAACUUAUGUCUAAAUAUCCAAUUAUUGGUAAAAUAAGACGAUCCGUUAAAAAAGAGCCAGCCAAGAAUGAAAAUUCCAACUCUUCUAAAGCAGAAGAAACCACAGUUCGUCCAACUUAUUCAGUUAAUUUAGACUAUCAGUGGUAUUUACAAUAUUAUAUGUCAGCUUAUAAUCUAGACCUUCACUCUGCAUCUUAUUAUGCACAAUAUCAUAUCAGCACAUCUGGUGAAUAUCGGACAACUGAUCUAUCUUCUUGGUACCAAAACCAAGGCUACAAUGUUCUUUCAAUUCCAUACGAUCAAGUUCAACCAACACCGCCAACUGUUGUACCUCCGGCUGCCGUACCUCUGACUGCUGUACCUCUGACCACUGUACCUGUGAUCGAUGUAUCUCUGACCGCUGUUCCUCCGACAGUUCUACCUGCAACAGUUGCACCUACAGAAGCUGUACCUACAAAAGUUGAACCCGAACUUGCAAAGGCAGAAUUCAUAGAAGAAGACGAAUCGAGUGACCAAUAUAAAGAUGCAGUUAUUGCUGAAGUAAUGAACGAAUUAAAAGAUAGAGUACAAGAAUCAAUGGGAACAAAUUUCGAUGAUACUAAUAAAAGUAUCGAAAUGCGACCAAUUAAAGAGGAAAAAGUUGAUGCAAAUCCAGAGAAUCAAGAUAAGAUUGUAUCCGAGGCUAUGGAAGUUGAAUCAAGUGAUACUCUCAUCAAUUCCGAAAUAACCACAAAUGAACCAGCUGAGGUAUUUGUUAAAAAAGAAACAGCCACUGAGACAGAUGAUACUUGCAAGUAAUAAAUCUCCCGAACCUGAAUUUUAUCGGGAAGAUGCUUUUGAUUGUGAAUCACCACCUCCACCACCUGCACCACAGUCAGCACCAGUUUCAUCGUUAUUGUCAUCUCCACCACCACCGCCACCAGUUAUUAGACCUACAAUGACUCAUUUGAAAACUACUCAAGAAAUAGUUUUACCCAAUGGUCAAAAAUUACCGCCAGGAACUGAACAGAUUAUAAUACAUCCUUAUCCUUCAUCACAUCCAUUCUCGAACUAUUUUAAUGCUGAUUCAUUUGCCAAAGGUUUGGCUGAAAAUACCUCUCAAGAAAAUGCUAGUAAUUUAAAAUCACCAGCUGUCCUAACUCAUGUAAUUAGUUAAUUCCCGUUCGUUAUAAUUUUCAUAGCUUGAGGUACUAAAAAUCAAUCAACAAAUCUGUUUUUACUAGAUUGGUACAAUUAAGACUUGAAAACUCAAAACAUCACGAUAAUCAUCAUUUGUGACUUGAGAGAUAAUUCAAUUACCAAUUGACUUGACUAAAAAGUCCGUGAAUUCAAAUGAGGUUGGUGCCAAACAUUGGAAAAAGAAAGAUGAACAUAUGCUGAUAAAUCUCAUUGGACAUUGUCAAGUCUAUUGCCACUAUUUUAAAAAUUUACACGGAAUUUCAUUUAUUAAAUAAUGAAAAUCAUCUUGAUUUCAAAGAUAAUUACACCUACAUUCUAUCGCACCUUGCGAGAAAACAGACUUCAAAUUGAUAUUGAUUAAUUUUGGUUGAGUAAUUAACAAAAUGGUUUUUGAAUGAAAUCAUAAUUCAGAUUUUGUUAAUUUUCUUUCGUAGCUCUCAAUGGAUGCCAUUAAUUUUGAGAGGAAUCUUUGUUUAUGGCUUUUGACGGUCAAUUAAUUGGAUUUCUUUUUAUGGAUUUUGGAAGAUCAAAGCUCAACCAAUUUAAAAUUGAAUAAAUUAGAUAAUUUAUUCAGAACUGGGAAAGUUUAUUAAGAAACAAAUUCAAAUUUGUUCACUUUGAAUUGAUCAAAAGCUUUGUUCUUGAUUACAGUGCUACCAAACAUGAAGAUGAAUGAUUAAAUGGAUAUGAUUGAGGAUAAAAUCUGAAUUGAUGUGCAACACAAUUUAAAUUAAUCAGUACAAGUAUCGAAAGUUGAAGGUAAAAUAAUUUAACCACAAAACACAUUUCUAAUAAUUUAUAACCCAUCUUUACUAGCAUUUGCGUACAUUCAACUCAACUCAACUUGGAUAUGAUGAUACUAUGGACAUAUAAAUGAUUAGAGAUGCAAAUUAAUUUGAUAAUUGGCCUCAACGGACUAAUUAAGAAUCAUCAAAAUUAUCGUUAAUAUUCAAUUAACUAAGUUUUCAUUAUUUUUUUAUCAAAAGGUGAGGUGAGUGAAACACUGAAUGAAGGCACAUCCUAAAGUCAUAAAUUGAUUGUAUUAAAAAAUAAUGUAAAAUUUUUGAA